UCUAUUUUUAGAUCCUUAGUAUUACCAGCACGGCGUAUUUCCUACGUUGUCGGAUGAUAAAAACACCGGUUCUCUGGUCACUGUGAGGCAAUGUCGUCAAGUAACUGAUUGGGAGACGUUGUAUCGAUGUGCUGAUUAACAUCGAACAGAUAUAGGGAAUUAAAGGGUGGAUAGUAGGUGUUCAGGACUAUAAGAAUACAGGUCAGGGGAAGAAAAACCCGGAUAUUCAAGUGUUGAUUCAAAGAUUACACAGCCACAUAACUGAGUCUUCAAUAGCGGGACGCAAGCUUAUAGGCACCUUUCAUACUUUCUAGACUUUGAUUCUCACGCCAUUGAGACACUGACUUCCACACCUUUCAUACUCUUUAAACGUGGACCCACACACCUCCCACACAGUCUAAACGUUGAUCCACACACCUCUUAUACAAUCUAAAGGUUGAUCCACACCAUCUGUCACCAUGUCCUACUCUAGAGGCGGCCGCAGCGACCGUGACGACGACAACGGGCGCCGGGAUGCCGGCAGCCCGACCGUGUUCCGGAUCCCGCCCUACUACUACAUCCACGUUAUCGACCAGAACACCAACGUCACGCGCAUCGAGGUCGGUCCGCAGACCUACGUGCGGCAGGAAAACCAGCGCGUCACGUUCGGCCCGGAGAAGAUGGUGGUCGUGCCGCCACGACACUACUGCGGCAUUGAGAAUCCCGUCUGCCGGGACAAGGACGGCAACCCGGUGGUUGACCGCCUGGGUCAGACCAAACUCAAACACGCGGAACUUGAGGUCCGGCUGUCGCAGGAUCCGUUCCCGCUCUACCCCGGGGAGGUUUUGAAAUUCCCGGUGACGCUGCUGACAGUAGUGCCGGCAAAUUCCGCGUUGAAAAUCAGAGCCGUGCUGGAUUUUCAAGACGAUGACGGCGUACAAAGGACGGCCGGGGACGUGUGGUUGUUUGAAGGGCCGGGGACUUAUAUCCCCAGGAAGGAAACUACUGUAGACGAGACCAUACGGGCUACAGUCAUCAACGCGAACCAAGCCAUAAAACUCCGGGCUAAAAAAGAAUGCAAAGACCGCGAAGGAAACGACAGGGUGACGGGAGAGGAGUGGCUGGUGAAGAAAACAGGGGCGUAUCUCCCGGGGGUGUUUGAAGAAGUUGUAGAUAUAGUUAAAGCAUUUAUUUUAACAGAGAAGAAAGCCCUGCGGAUGGUGUCUCUGAAAACGUUUAAAGAUGAUUUCGGCAUCGAGCGAAAGAAUGGAGAGGAGUGGUUGAUUACACUGAAGGACACAGAGGCGCAUAUCCCGGGGGUGUACGAGGAGGUGGUGGGGGUGGUUCCCAUAACGACGUUGACCAACAGGCAGUACUGUGUGGUGCUUGACCCCGUGGACAAGGACGGCAAACCUCAGCUGGGGAAGAAAAAAUUAAUCCGCGGAGAGAAAUCGUUUUUUCUCAUGCCCGGGGAAUCGCUGGAAAACGGUAUCCAGAAUGUUUAUAUCCUCGGGGAAGACGAAGGCCUUUUGCUGAAAGCCAAUGAACAGUUUAAAGACGGAGAAGUCCAGCGUUAUCCAGGAGACCGUUGGAUGAUCAGAGGCCCGCUGGAGUAUGUUCCAUCGGUGGAAGUGGACGUUGUGAUGAAAAGAAAAGCCAUCCCUCUCGAUGAAAACGAGGGUAUAUACGUGCGAGAUAUUAAAACCGGAAAAGUCAGAGCCGUGACCGGUUCCACGUAUAUGAUCAAAGAAGACGAGGAACUCUGGGAAAAAGAGCUGCCUGACAUGGUCGAGAAGCUGCUCAACACCGACCUUGACCCCUUGGCCGACAGAUUCGCCAAAAAACCGGACGAGGUUAAGUCUAAAAGUCAGGCCCGCGAUAAAACCCGGGUGGUGACCUUCAGGGUGCCCCACAACGCCGCCGUGCAGAUCUACGACUACAAGGAGAAGAAGUCCCGGGUCAUCUACGGGCCGGAGCUGGUCAUGCUGGGACCGGACGAGCAGUUCACCGUGCUCAGCCUGUCGGGCGGCAAGCCGAAGAAAAACCACGCGAUCAAAGCCCUGUGUCUGCUGCUCGGGCCGGACUUCGCCACGGAUAUCAUCGUGGUGGAGACCUCCGACCACGCCAGGCUCUCCCUGCAGCUGGCCUACAACUGGUACUUCGACGUCAACAACAAAUCGGACGAAGAAUCCACCAAGCUCUUUAGCGUGCCGGACUUUGUAGGCGACUCCUGCAAGACCAUCGCCUCCAGGAUAAGAGGAGCCGUCGCCCAAGUUCCUUUCGACGAUUUCCACAAAAACUCGGCGAAAAUAAUCCGAUCCUCCGUUUUCGGGUACAAGGAUGGGAAAGUCGGGGACAAGUUGGUUUUCCCGCAGAAUAAUUUAGUGAUUACGAACAUCGAUAUUCAAUCAGUUGAGCCUGUAGAUCAAAGAACCAGAGACUCGCUUCAGAAGUCUGUUCAGCUGGCGAUAGAGAUAACGACCAACUCACAGGAAGCAACUGCCCGGCAUGAAGCAGAGCGCUUGGAACAAGAAGCCAAAGGCAGGUUGGAGCGACAGAAGAUCAUGGACGAAGCCGAGGCGGAGAAGUCUAGGAAAGAGCUUCUGGAGCUACAGGCCAACAGCGCGGCUGUUGAGAGCACGGGUCAGGCCAAGGCCGAGGCACAAAGCCGAGCGGAGGCCGCGAGGAUUGAAGGCGAGGCCGCCGUGCAGCAGGCGAGGCUCAAAGCCCAGGCCUCGACCAUUGAAGCAGAGUCGGAGCUGGAGCGACUGACCAAAGCUCGGGAGGCGGAGCUAAGCUUCCUGCGAGACCAGAACCGGAUGGAGAUUGACAAGAGGUCGGAGAUGACCAGCAUCGAGGUCAACAAGUUCCGGCAGAUGGUGGAGUCCAUCGGCAGCAACACGCUGCUCGCCAUGGCAACGGCUGGUCCCGACAUGCAGGUCCGUAUGCUGCAAGCACUGGGUCUAAAGUCCACCCUCAUCACUGACGGCACGUCACCCAUCAACCUCUUCAACACGGCUAGCGGGUUGAUCGGGGACAUUGUGCCGGCUAAGCGUAGAAAGCGUGAGACAAGCGAGGAGGACAAUGAUUAA
Molecule: messenger RNA, 3071 nt
Organism: Physella acuta
Lineage: Eukaryota; Metazoa; Mollusca; Gastropoda; Physidae
Product: major vault protein-like
Cellular component (GO): nucleus; cytoplasm
Source: RefSeq, a predicted model, not a curated record